CAGUGAAAAGGCUGUUGCAUCUGGUCUUAAAAGAACUCCUCAACUGAAAAUAUGAAGAAGCAAGCUUCAGAGAGCAACUCUGCUCCAGUUUUGCCAGCGCUGCCAGAACCACUCAAAGAUCUGAAAAUUAAGUACACCAAGAUAUUUAUAAACAACGAGUGGCAUGAUUCCAUCAGUGGCAAAAAAUUUGAAGUUUUUAACCCUGCAAAUGAAGAGAAAAUCUGUGAAGUUGAAGAAGGCGACAAGGCAGAUGUAGACAAGGCUGUUAAAGCUGCUAGAAAAGCUUUUGAACUUGGGUCACCCUGGCGUACAAUGGAUGCUUCAGAGAGAGGAAGGCUCUUGUAUAAACUAGCCGACUUAGUUGAACGAGAUCGUCUGAUUUUAGCUACAAUGGAAGCCAUCAAUGGUGGGAAGCUCUUUUCCAAUGCCUACCUAAUGGAUUUAGGUGCCUGCAUCAAAACAUUACGCUACUGCGCAGGUUGGGCUGAUAAAAACCAUGGGCGCACUGUUCCAAUGGAUGGAGACUUUUUUUCAUUUACAAGACAUGAGCCUAUUGGUGUGUGUGGCCAAAUUAUUCCCUGGAACUUCCCAUUGAUUAUGUUCAUCUGGAAGAUCGCCCCUGCCCUUGCCUGUGGAAACACUGUAGUUGUUAAGCCAGCAGAACAAACUCCACUGACUGCCCUUCACAUGGCAUCUUUAAUUAUAGAGGCAGGAUUUCCACCUGGAGUUGUAAACAUUGUGCCAGGCUUUGGACCCACUGCUGGAGCAGCAAUUUCUCACCACAUGGAUGUAGAUAAAGUAGCCUUCACAGGCUCAACACAGGUUGGCAAGCUGAUUAAAGAAGCAGCAGGGAAAAGCAAUCUGAAGAGAGUUACACUGGAACUUGGAGGAAAAAGUCCUAACAUUAUAUUCGCGGACGCAGACUUGGAUACUGCUGUGGAAUUUGCACAUAUCGGUCUGUUCUACCACCAGGGACAAUGUUGCACAGCGGGAUCUAGGAUUUUUGUGGAAGAGCCUAUUUAUGAUGAGUUUGUUCGCAGAAGUGUUGAAAGAGUGAAAAAGUAUACUCUUGGGAAUCCUCUGCUGCCUGGUGUACAGCAAGGCCCCCAGAUUGAUAAGGAACAGCAUCAAAAAAUCCUGGAGCUAAUUGAGAGUGGGAAAAAAGAAGGAGCCAAACUGGAAUGUGGAGGAGGUCCUUGGGGAGACAAAGGUUACUUCAUCCAGCCGACAGUUUUUUCUAAUGUUACGGAUGACAUGCGCAUUGCCAAAGAAGAGAUAUUUGGACCUGUUCAGCAAAUCAUGAAGUUUAAAACUAUAGAUGAAGUUAUCAAGAGGGCAAAUAAUACCACCUAUGGCUUAGCAGCAGGAGUUUUUACCAAAGACAUUGACAAAGCACUGACAUUUGCAGCUGCACUUCGGGCUGGAACAGUCUGGGUUAAUUGUUAUAGUGCAGUAUCUCCUCAGUGUCCUUUUGGAGGAUUUAAGAUGUCGGGAAUCGGGCGAGAAUUGGGAGAAUAUAGCCUUCAUGAAUACACAGAAGUUAAGACCGUCACAAUCAAAAUCCCACAGAAGAACUCAUAAUGCUCCUUGAGGUACAGAAUGUAGCAUCUUCAAGUGAAUCUGUAAUGGCUACCUGGAUUCUGAAAAGUUUUACAUCCAGAAUUAUUACACUUUUUUUCUUUCUGCUCAUGUAAGACAUACCUGCUUACAGUAACAAUAUAAAGUAGAAAAUGUUAAUAUGAUUAAUUGAGAAAAGGAAACUUUGAUGUCUAAUGCAUAACUAAUUUUUAAGCAAUUUUCAGUGGCAUGUCUCUGUAGUGAUAGAAGGAUGUUACUUUUGCAACAUAUUCUACAGCUGUAGUUUGAAUUUGUAUGCUCUAAGUGUUACAUAGCAUGCUGUAUUUGCAUUUUCUUUCUUUAUGGCCUUAGCAGAAGCACUUGUGAGUAAUUAGGGGAUACAUACCUUUCUGUGUCUUUCAGAGGUAAUAAACUCCUUCUAGAUGUAUUUCUUGUGCUACUGAAUAUGUUCAUCAUACCACAUAAAUGCAAUCCCAAUAUCAUUAAACAAUAUUAAAAUUCAA
Molecule: messenger RNA, 2081 nt
Organism: Pogoniulus pusillus (Red-fronted tinkerbird)
Lineage: Eukaryota; Metazoa; Chordata; Aves; Piciformes; Lybiidae
Product: aldehyde dehydrogenase 1A1
Exons: 14
Coding region: 52-1581 (509 amino acids)
Molecular function (GO): benzaldehyde dehydrogenase (NAD+) activity
Source: RefSeq, a predicted model, not a curated record